This is a messenger RNA of Galleria mellonella (greater wax moth), 1595 nucleotides long. It is a transcript of the gene fuss, whose product is annotated as SKI family transcriptional corepressor 2. The record is from RefSeq and is a predicted model, not a curated record. Gene Ontology annotation, biological process: negative regulation of transcription by RNA polymerase II; negative regulation of BMP signaling pathway. Gene Ontology annotation, cellular component: nucleus; transcription regulator complex. NCBI's taxonomy places the organism in Eukaryota, Metazoa, Arthropoda, Insecta, Lepidoptera, Pyralidae. The transcript is spliced from 10 exons. The coding region runs from base 87 to 1532 and encodes 481 amino acids. Gene Ontology annotation, molecular function: RNA polymerase II cis-regulatory region sequence-specific DNA binding; DNA-binding transcription factor activity, RNA polymerase II-specific; SMAD binding.
GUUUGGCGCGCGGUUGUGUGACGUGGCGAGUUUUUUGUUUGGGAUGUUUUGAUUUGCUGUGACAUUUUUUCGAGCGACACGGCAGCAUGGAGGCGACGAACUUGGCUCUUUCCCCUCGAGAGACAAUGAAGCCGCGUAACGAGCACAAAGCGCUGCAGCUGAACGCCAAGCCCAAUCAAGUCGGCACAGUCCUCUUGUACGGUGUGCCAAUUGUCUCCCUGGUGAUCGAAGGCGUGGAGAGGCUCUGCCUCGCACAGAUAUCCAACACACUCUUAAAACAGUUCUCGUAUAACGAAAUCCACAAUAGAAGAGUGGCAUUGGGCAUCACCUGCGUGCAAUGUACCCCCGUCCAGCUAGAGAUCUUGAGGCGAGCUGGCGCAAUGCCCGUUUCUUCCAGAAGAUGCGGAAUGAUAACGAGGCGGGAAGCAGAACGGCUGUGCAAGUCGUUCCUUGGGGACAACGCUCCCCCGCGGUUGCCGGAUGACUUUGCGUUCGCGGUGCACCACGAGUGCGCGUGGGGGUGUCGUGGUGCCUUCUUACCAGCCAGGUAUAACUCCUCAAGGGCCAAAUGCAUCAAGUGCGCCUACUGCGGCCUCUUUUUCUCUCCAAACAAAUUCAUCUUCCAUUCACAUCGAGUUGGCCCUGGGGAUAAAUACAUCCAACCGGAUGCCGCGAACUUUAAUUCUUGGAGACGGCAUAUGAAACUCAGUGGUAGCCCACCUGAUGAAGUGGUCCACGCGUGGGAAGACGUGAAAGCAAUGUUCAAUGGUGGAACGAGGAAGAGAAUGCUCUCUGCCGCUAGAAGAGUGCCGAUUUGCAGGCCAGAGCCGGACUCGGGCAGUGAGGCGAAGCGGUCGGCCGCCAGCCCGCCGAGUGCGCACGCGCCCGUGCCCCGGCUGGCCGACUACGUCUGGGGUGCUAGGCUACCGUUGCCCUAUGCCAUACCUUGGUUAAAGCCUUCCUUGUGGACGCCGGGGGCGCUAACAGCACUGAGCAGCGUGAGCGCGAUAGAGGAGCCGCGCGCGUUCCGCCCCGUGCGCGCGCACCACCUCGACUCGCCACAGUUGUCGCCUGUCAUCUCACCGCCGCGUUCGCCGAACAGAUCACACACCAGUUCGAGAUCACCAAUGGCAACACCACCACACCAAAGUCGGUCACCUCGUCGCACGCCGCCCCGCUCUCCGCUUCGUUCUCCACUUCGUUCUCCGCUUCGCUCGUCGCCUGCUCGCUCCACCAAGAGUGAUCGCGAUAGUGACGAAAGUGUUGAUAUCGAGACUACAGAAGAUGACCAGCAGAAAAAUGUGGGAUGUUCAUGGCCAUGCCGCACAGCUCCCACUCCUCGGCCCGAAGACUCCUGCUGGAGCGGCUUGGUGCCUAAAGUUGAAAGGGAGGAAGACGCGAGAGUUGAACCCUGGCGGCUGCCCGACCUUCGGCCCCCGCUACAUUAUAUGCAUGAUCGUGAAAGAGAAGGGUGUGCUGCGUGCGUGGCUCCCUUGCCGUUACUACCGCCACCUGCGCCGGCGCCUCACUAAUCAAACAAUCUUAAUAGUCCAUUAUUUUAAAACAAAAUCAAUUAUAAUACAAGUAACUAUGAA